CACCAACCUUUCUUACCGCCUUGUUGCUCAUAUAAUCCUCCUGUGAUACAACGACAUGGCCUGGAUGUGUCCUUGAGGCUGCUUGUACUUGUUCAAGCUGUUCCGUAGCUUCGCCUCCGUCCCAGUCACACCUGUUCACCGCCUCAGCCUACCUGGACGAUCCUGUCUCUAGGCAGCACCACCACCUGCUCCCCUCCGUUCAUAGGACGUCCUCCAGAAGAGAACCUGAACCCACGAUGCGAGCAACAAUUGCGAUUCCCUGCAUCGUCGCCCUCCUCCUCCGUGCAUACACCCGCCGCUCCCUGACACCCUUGGGCCUGCUGUCAGCCGGGCUGAGCGCCUCUGUCCACGCCCUGCACCCAUCCGCUCUCCCCUUCACACUCCUGGGCACUUUCUUCCUCCUCGGGACCCAGGCGACCAAGGUCAAACACGACAUCAAAGCGACGCUGACCCAAUCUUCGAGUGGGAGCUCGGGAGGAGAGGGUCCGCGAACGAGCGUCCAGGUCUUUGCCAACAGCGGGGCCGCGACACUACUGGUCCUCGUUCACAUCUACCUCUAUGGCCUGUCUCCGACCGCUACUGGCACCUGUUUCUCUUCCUCUUCUUCGAUCGUUCCAGAUCUGAUACUACUGGGUAUUAUGUCAAACUACGCCGCCACGACGUCCGACACGCUCUCCUCCGAACUGGGGAUCCUCUCCCGCAGCAAGCCCAGACUGUUAACGACCCUCCGCACCGUCCCGCCAGGCACGAACGGUGGUGUCUCGCUCGCGGGACUAGGGGCAGGCGUUGCCGGGUCCACGGCGAUCGCACUGACGAGUCUGUUGUUCCUCACGUUCUGCAAAGACAGCUCGCUCACACGAACUGACACGUUCACGCUGGUCACCCUGCUCGGCACCGCAGGAACUUUGCUGGACUCACUGCUGGGAGCGAUCCUGCAAGCAUCGGUCGUCGAUCGCAGGACGGGCAAAAUCGUCGAGGCGCCUGGAGGUGGUAAGGUCUUGACGAAGCCGAGACCAGGUCCCAACUCGUACCAGGGAGACAUGAAAGAGAAAGAAGGUCAUGAAAGCAGGAUGAUCAAUUCUGGCCAUGACAUUUUGGACAACAAUCAAAUUAAUUUCCUGAUGGCCGGCAUCAUGAGUGUCUCAGGCAUGGUUGCGGGACAGUUCCUGAUGAGGGCAUAGCGUUGCCAGGCAGAGUGAUUGCGAUAGAGAUCUUAUUUUACUUAUUAUUCUAUAUUCAGAUUCCAGUUAUCUAUCGUCAGACUGGGCUUUUGUCCAGUUUCAAUUCCUCCGACCCAGCCUGCACAAAACAAAGCAUCGUCCCAAGUCCAACUCGAGCCCCAAUACCGUAUCCAAGUUCAUGUGCCGCAUUAUAUAGCUGGGUAUCAUAUCAAGUCGUACGGACGGCUGAAAAUUGCCGCCAAAAAGAGUGUCCAUUAUCACCCGUUGCAAAUCAAAAACAUUUUGCCAUCCACGCCAGUAUCUCCUUGCUCCUCCAACACCAUACAUGCCAAAGUGAGAAAGUGAGAUC
This is a messenger RNA of Exophiala oligosperma, 1530 nucleotides long. RefSeq lists its product as uncharacterized. The transcript has a single exon. NCBI's taxonomy places the organism in Eukaryota, Fungi, Ascomycota, Eurotiomycetes, Chaetothyriales, Herpotrichiellaceae. The record is from RefSeq and is a predicted model, not a curated record. Gene Ontology annotation, cellular component: membrane. Bases 237 to 1181 code for a protein of 314 amino acids.